Messenger RNA from Nanorana parkeri, 2150 nucleotides. It is a transcript of the gene TMEM117, whose product is annotated as transmembrane protein 117. Gene Ontology annotation, biological process: intrinsic apoptotic signaling pathway in response to endoplasmic reticulum stress. Bases 246 to 1811 code for a protein of 521 amino acids. The record is from RefSeq and is a predicted model, not a curated record. The transcript is spliced from 8 exons. Lineage: Eukaryota; Metazoa; Chordata; Amphibia; Anura; Dicroglossidae.
CUGAUGCUGUUUUGCCUGUCUGAUGCCAUCAUCUGAUCCCUGCAUGGAAUGAAAAGCAGUGAGAUGUCACUUACAGCAGGACACCGAGUGCUUCCCGUGCUGCGUGCAAGCAAAACACAUCGCUGAAUGAGGCUCUGUCAGCUGGGAUGUACGGCCAGUGGAGGGCGUGGGCUAGAUGUCUGCAUGCCUAUUCCUGGAAGAUGAAGCAAUGCCCUGGAAGCGUUUUCCUCUCUGGGUAAAGAUUCAUGAAUAGCUGGAUGUUACAGAAGAGCACAAGAAUGGGUAAAGAUUUCCGUUACUACUUCCAGCAUCCAUGGUCACGCAUAGUUAUUGCUUAUCUGGUGACGUUUUUCAAUUUUUUAAUAUUUGCCGAGGAUCCCGUGUCUCACAGCCAGACGGAAGCCAAUGUCAUUGUUGUAGGGAACUGCUUUUCAUUUAUAAUGACUAAAUAUCCAGGAGGAGCUUGGAACUUUUUAAAAGUCCUUCUUUGGCUUAUUGCCAUCAUCGUUGGGCUUGUUGUCGGGAAGCUCCUAUUUCACCAACGUUUAUUUGGUCAGUUACUCCGUCUGAAAGUGUUUAGAGAUGACCAUGGCUCUUGGAUGACAAUGUUUUUCAGCACAAUACUUUUCCUCUUUAUCUUCUCACAUAUAUAUAAUCUUUGUCUUCUUAUGGCUGGAAAUAUGAGUCCAUACAUUAUAAACGAAUAUAUGGGUAUCAGGAAUGAGAGCUUUAUGAAGGUAGCAGCAGUUGGAACGUGGAUGGGAGACUUUGUGACAGCCUGGAUGGUGACAGAUAUGAUGCUUCAGGACAGUCAAUACCCAUACUGGGGGAAAUCUGCAAGAGCUUUCUGGAGGAGGGGGAACAUCCGGAUAAUUUUGUUCUGGACAGUGUUAUUCAGCCUGACCUCUGUGGUUGUUCUUGUCAUCACUACUGACUGGAUAAGCUGGGACAAGCUGAAUCGUGGAUUUCUACCCAGUGAUGAGGUCUCAAGAGCUUUUAUGGCAUCCUUUAUCUUGGUUUUUGACCUUCUCAUUGUUAUGCAGGACUGGGAAUUCCCACACUUCAUGGGGGAUGUUGAUGUCAAUCUUCCCGGUUUAUCUACGUCACACAUGCAGUUCAAACUACCGCAAUUUCAAAGGAUUUUUAAAGAAGAAUAUCACAUACAUAUAACAGGUAAAUGGUUUAACUAUGGCAUUAUCUUUCUUGUGCUAAUCCUUGAUCUCAACAUGUGGAAGAACCAAAUAUUUUACAAGCCAUCACCAUAUGGCCAGUAUAUAGGCCCAGGUCAGAAGAUCUAUACAGUUGAAGAUGCUGAAAGUUUGCAAUAUCUUAACCAGACAAUGCUAUCUUGGGAGUGGAGGUCAAACAACACAGACCCUUAUACCAACAGAAGCUAUGUUGAAGGUGACAUGUUCCUUCAUAGUAGGUAUAUUGGGGCAAGUCUUGAUGUGAAAUGUUUGGCUUUUAUUCCAAGCCUUUUGGCCUUUGUGUUGUUUGGAUUCUUUAUUUCAUUCUUUGGGCGCUUUCAUAAGAGUGAACAAGGCAUGGAGAAUAAAGAUAAAUCAUACAAACGCAUCAACAAGAAGUCCCCUUCUGAACACAGCAAGGAAAUGGGAAUGACCAUAGAAAAUUUGCAAGCUGUCGUUGAGGAACCCUUAUGUCUACAUCAUCCAACAAUGGUAGAUGGAAGAACAAAGGAAGAUGAAGUGUUGUGCUACCCUUCUUCUACACCAGAGUUAGACAACCCUUCUUCAUUGUCACGAUCUGAGCCAGUGGCAGACAUCGUCCCCUUUGAUGAUGCUAUUAGUUAACCAUGUUUUGAAUGGACAUGACAGUAAUGUAUACUUAUGGGCUCCGAUACCUCUUGUGCUCAUGUAAAUAAGUUUAACUGGUGCUCAAAAAUGUACAAUCUACACAUGUUUGUAUUUUGCUAUGUGCCUAUAUUUAACAUUCCUUAGUAUGUAGGUGCGCACCUGAUAGUUGCACAGAAAUGUAGAAGUUUAGGGUUAUUUAAUAAAUAGGUGUAACACUAACCAUGCUUUGUAACAAUGAAACAUCACAUAAUUAGAACACACAAUAGUCAAGUUUAUUUGACCAUGAAUGGGGUUUUAAAUUAAUGAAAGGUGCAAGGUGUUGCUGUAAUCUUGGUG